Solenopsis invicta (red fire ant) is the source of this 3188-nucleotide messenger RNA. RefSeq lists its product as uncharacterized. NCBI's taxonomy places the organism in Eukaryota, Metazoa, Arthropoda, Insecta, Hymenoptera, Formicidae. The coding region runs from base 393 to 1748 and encodes 451 amino acids. The record is from RefSeq and is a predicted model, not a curated record. The transcript has a single exon.
AUAUAACUGUACGAUAUAUGUUUAAUUCAGUAUUUCUAAAUUUAUUAUCUUGUUUCUUGCAAUGAUAAUUCAGAUAAUAUGCGACAAUAACAUCAUUUUAUAUGUUAUAUGUUCUAUUUACUUACAUAUUUUUAAACUACAAAUAAAUGUUAAUGACUAAGCUUUAAAUAUGAAAAUAAAUAAUUUUAUUCGACUGAUCUAAGAUGACGCAUCGCUAAUUCAUGACUGAUUUUAUCACGUUAUGAAUAUGAAAACAAUUUUACAAAUGCCUCGUAACUUCUUACUACUAUAUUUUAAAUCAACUACUUACAUUUUUCUCAUACAUGGUCGUUUGCAUAUAAUAUUUAGUUUGACUAGUUCGAUGAUAAUGCACUAUCUGUCUCCCACUCUUCAUGUCAAAGUUGCAUAUCAUAAUUCCUACUCUUCUUAUACUCUUUGCAAUAGUUCGUUAUAAUCAGUCUCUUGCUAAUCGUUACACGCCAGUGUUUACAUUAGGAUUCAUAACGGAUCGCACUUGUAGAGCGAACAAAAUGUCACACGACGAACAUUUUCAGAAAUGGAUAAAACAUGUAACGUCGAAGAUUAUCGAGAAUCUUGGACUAGACAUCAACAAAACUCGAUAUACGCUAUCUGAACCUAAGAACAGAAUUAUAUCUACUAUAUAUUAUGUACUCUUGCAGUUUGAGAACAAGACAACAGGUGAAAACGAGGAAUUUCCUAUAGUAGUGAAGAGAGCCUUGCAGAAUAUGGUUGAAAUUCUACACGUCGCUUCUCAAUUUCACAAUGAAAUUCUGUUCUAUAAAAUGUAUAGCAGUCCAGACGACAACUAUGCGAAAUGUUUCUAUGCUGACGAACGGUCGUCAACCGAUUUGGUGAUUGCUCUGGAAAAUGUCAACAAACGAGGAUAUUAUCCCUGUCCGUAUAGUUGCAACUCUCCUUUAGAAUAUGUAUUGGCGGCGAUGCGCGAACUAGGACGAUUUCACGGCAAAGGAUAUGCCAUGAAAAAGCUACAGCCGGAAAAGUUUUUCGAUAUCGUGACGCGACUUCAAACUCGGUUCUUUAAAAAAAAUAAUACUGACAAUGAGAAUCAAUCUGACUACGUAAUCCUUUGCAAUAAUAAUCCUCCAAAACUGAUGAAAUAUCUUCGUAAUUGCGGCUACUACGAUCCAAUUUUCUGUGAUAAAAUGGAAACUGUUUUUUCGAACGCAUUUGACGAAAUAAUGAUGAAGACGCUAAAACCGCUGGAACCCUUGGCCACGUUAUGUCACGGUGAUUUUACGUUAGACAAUAUUCUCUUCAACACGGAGAACGAUGGAAAAUAUCGUGCAAUGCCGAUCGACUUUGCGUAUUUGACGUAUUCGACUCCCGUCGUCGAUCUUUCCACAUUUCUUUGUCUGUGCUGCACGAAUGAAAUGAGGAGGGACAAGUUCUCCGACAUAAUGCGAGCCUAUCAUGAUUCAUUGAAAGAAUAUCUGUUGGAAGCUGGCGUUUGGGACAUGGAAGUAUAUUCGUAUGAAGUUUUGUUGGAAGAUUUCAAAAGAGGUGGUCUUUUCGGUUUUAUUAUUGCGACCUUUCAUCUACCAGUACUAUUGGGAUAUCUUAAAAUAGAGGAAAUAGCAGAAAUAGUGUCACGUAUGGGCAUGUUGGAAUUUUUAAAACGCUAUAAGUACAAUGAAGAAUUGUCCAAAAUACUAGCUGAUAUGUUACUGCAUUUGAGAAAUCUGGGCUGUUUACAACACAUUUUAUAAUUGUGAAAUAAAUUCGAUGCAUACAAUAUUGACUUUUAUAUCGAUUAGUAACUGCAAAGUAUAUGUCGAAAUAUCUUUAAAUAAUCACGCGCUAAGAACGUACAACGAAAGUAUAAAAGAGCUAUAGUGAUCACGGACAGAUGGAUUGUUAAUGUAUUAUUUCGUGAGAUUAUUUCGCUCCUAUAGCAGCGUAAUUUAGAAUCACGAACAGGCACUUUGCACGAAUUCUUUUCAAACCAACAGAUUACUUUCACACACGAAAGAUUAAUAGAUUAAUAUUUUUUGUUUAUGCACUAAAAACUUUUUUCAUUGUUAAAUAAAAAUAUGAAAAUAUCUAAGAAAAGAAAUACGUAUUCAUUUUUAUUUAUCAAUAAACAAAUAAAAAUUCAUGCAAUGUACUGAACUGCGACUUCAAAUUGUAUAAUAUCACUCGAAGCGCAAUGUUACAAAAUAAUAUUGCCCAUGGUUAUUACAGUUUUUUAUAUACUGAGCUACAUUAGCUCAGUAUAUUUGCUUCAAACUGUCUUUAGUCAAGUAAUUUCAAGUAACAAAAUCUUAAAAGAAAAGCAUUACUUAAACUUGUAAAUCAAAAAAUUCUGCAACUGAAAUAAAAAAGAAAAUAAAUUCAACUUUAUUACAUUUAUGUAUAUGCACAUCUAUUUUACAUAUUACAUUUCUAUAUUAUUCAGGUGUAACUCUUAUUUAAUUUACUGUUUAAAACAACCGAAUACAUUAACGGAUUUAAUAUGUAUAUAUCGCGAAAAUGAAACAACGUGGAUAAGGAGCGAGUUGAAACUGGAUCCCACUUAUAUGUAUGCGUAACACUCAAAACAGACGCGGUAUUGCGGCUGUGCACAUUGGUGAAAUUAUUCUUUCGUCCGUGCAAGUCCGGAUCUGCCUUUCAAAUAAAGAAGCGCCCGUACGCUCAGAAUAACUUUAUCAUUUCCAUAUAUUUUUCCAAGCUAGCGGCAGCGUUUAUCACGAAGCUAACUUACGCUCAAAGUUCAUGCACAGUCAAAUUUCCUUUUCUAUUAGUAGAAAAAGUAUUAAACUUGCGACCCCCAGAGAACAGCAAAGUACCACAACAAGUCAUAUUUUGUGACAUAGAUUCAUAAUUAUGUCGUGGAUUCCGAUUAAAAGAAAUAUCAUUUUAUGUUUCAAAAAUAAAAAAAAAUUUAUUUUGUACAUUAAUAUUGUAUUUCUACUACGUAACUAGUAAAAAUGCAGAGAUAAUAUUGGCUCUACUAUUGCUACUAGUUGUGUCACGUUGCAUAAUUGCGUAAUACUCUUGCGAUAAAAACAAAAUUGCAAAAAUGUAUUAAACACAAUGAUUAGACACAAAAUGUGACGUCUCAUGUAUAUUUUGCAAUAUAUUAUGCGAUAUAAGCCACGAUUAAAAAACUUAAUAUCUCAAAAAUAUAUUUAAAAAAUUUAGCACUA